AGUACGUUGAAUUUGUGUCAUCUGGGUAUUGAGGACAUUAGACUCAAGUUUAUAUCACGAAAAUGGCGAGAACUUUAGUGUUAACGCUAACAGUUUUAGUUUUGGUUGCUUUGGAAACCACUCCAUGCAGCAGUACACCCUCCUCCACGUUUAGCCAGACGAUCAAGAUGUUUUGGAAGUUUUUGUGGGGAGAAAUCGAGGCACCACCCGCGCCUGCUACUGAGGGAGAUAAGCGAAACGCAAACGGCGCUGAAAAAGUAGAAAAACAGGAUAAGGAUCCGGGCUUAAUUGAUAUUUUGUCACUUGAAGACUUAAGUGAUGCUGAUAUUACCACAGACGAUCAGUUAGCAGACGAUGAUGUGUUUUACAUGCCUAAUUAUCGACGAAAGGAGGACGUGAACAAGGUUGCCGUAUCUCACCUUCAGACUUUGUCCUGGUCCAGAGAUGAUUACAACAUGUCUUCAUCUAGAACGCAUAAGACUCUACACUGGUUCAGAAAGGGGUUACGUUUACAUGACAAUCCGGCACUAUUAGCAGCUUGCACCAAAGACUGUGCUGAAUUUCGUCCAAUCUUUAUCUUGGACCCUUGGUUUGUGAAAAAUGCCAGAGUUGGAGUGAAUAGGUGGAGGUUUCUGCUGCAGGCUUUGAAGGACUUGGAUGACAGUCUGAAGAAAUUGAAUUCUAGGUUGUUUGUCUUAAAGGGAAAGCCCCAUGAAGUGUUUCCAAAGAUAUUUAAAGAGUGGGGUAUAACUAGAUUGACCUUUGAGGUUGACACAGAGCCAUAUGCCAGAGUGAGAGAUGCAGAGAUUAUAAAGCUGGCUAAGGAACACAAUGUUGAAGUUAUACAGAAGAUCUCUCAUACCCUUUAUGAUACUGAAAAAGUGAUUGCUAGAAAUGGAGGCAGUGCACCACUGACAUAUCAGAGGUUUCAGACUGUCCUGUCUCAGCUUGGAGCGCCACCUAGAACCGCAGAAACACUCACCUCCGAGCAUUUAAAGGGGUGUAUUACACCAGUCACGGCAGACCAUGACCAGGAGUAUGGUGUUCCAACUUUGAAGGACCUGAAAGUGGAUACUGCUGACAUGGGGGAGGUCGUGUUUCCUGGGGGAGAGACCGAGGCACUGAAAAGAAUGGAACGAUACCUGAAGAAAUCUAACUGGAUCUGUAAUUUUGAGAAACCGAAGACAGAACCAAACUCUCUUGAACCAAGCACCACAGUGUUGAGUCCAUACCUGAAGUUCGGCUGCCUGUCAGCAAGGCUGUUCUGGCACAGACUGCAGGAGAUCUACAAACAGUGUAAGAAACAUUCCCAACCCCCUGUGUCCCUACAUGGUCAGUUACUGUGGAGAGAGUUCUUCUACACAGCUGGCCUGGGCGUGGCCAACUUUGACAGGAUGGAGGGCAAUCCUGUGUGUAGACAGAUCCCCUGGGAGAAUAAACCUGAAUACAUUGAGGCUUGGACACAUGCCAGAACAGGCUACCCCUUCAUAGAUGCCAUAAUGACUCAGCUGCGUCAGGAAGGCUGGAUCCACCAUCUUGCUCGUCAUGCUGUGGCGUGUUUCCUCACUAGAGGCGAUCUCUGGGUGUCUUGGGAAGAAGGACAGAAGGUGUUUGAAGAGUUGCUGUUGGAUGCAGAUUGGAGUUUGAAUGCUGGCAACUGGCAGUGGUUAUCAGCCAGUGCUUUCUUCCACCAGUAUUUCAGAGUGUACAGCCCCAUUGCAUUUGGAAAAAAAACGGACCCACAAGGAGAAUACAUCAAAAAAUAUUUACCCAUGCUGAAAAAAUUUCCGAAAGAGUACAUCUAUGAGCCGUGGAAAGCUCCCAGAGCCAUGCAGGAAAAAGCAGGUUGCAUCAUUGGGAAGGAUUAUCCCAAACCCAUUGUUGACCACGGGGAAAUCAGUAAAGUGAACAUUAAAAAGAUGGCAGCUGCCUAUGCACUAAAUAAAGAUCAAAAUGCCACGGAGAAGGGUACACCAAAGAAGCGUAAAUCAGAAGCUGAUGCCAAUGAGAAGUCGAAAAGUAAAAAGCCAAAAAAAGGAUCGUCGGAAAAAAUAACAAACUUUUUAAAGAAAUAAAAUUAGUUUCAUUCCGGAGAAAGGUUGUACAUGUACCUCUAAUAUACUCUAGCAUUUAGCGAGAUGCAAUGCCUUUAAUUCAACACCUAUUUGUGGAAUUGUAAAACGAUAAUGGGCAGCAAUCAUGAUAUAUUCCUACAUACUGACUAUAAAUCCUCUAAGAAACUGUAGAUAACUUUGGACCGAUACGAGACGCCUUCCAUCAUCAAGGUGUUUUGGCCUAAAUUUUAAAAUAGAGACCGACUCACUUUGGAUGAUAAUAAAGAGGUAUAACAGUGAAUUAUAUUCCAAUAUUAUCAAGAAUCGGAAUGACAUCCCUUUGUAGAAUGUUCAAGAACAAAGAACGUUUUUGAGAAUAAGGAGGCCUCCGUUAUAUCGAACAUUUUCACAUCUUUAUGACUUCGUAGACCUAGACAAGGUGGGGAGUGCCCCAGCCUGGUUCAGUAGACGGUUUCUUCUGAGUAGAUGUCGUUGUCUUCAUCAUUUGGACGAAUUCUGUGAAAAUGUAAGUAGAUUCAUUGAAAGAGUAAUUUUUAUGUGAUAAGUAAUAAAAAUUCAAAUCAUCUGCAGGGAUUUUGAUUUUUCAAGCUGUUUGUAUCUUGAAGGGUUUGUCAUUAAAUGAGUCGAUGUUAUAUAGAAAUUAAAUGUCUUUGGAACCAAGACUUUAUAAUAUUUCCAGCAGAGGAAGAUUUAUUUAAAACACCAAGAAAAAAAACGGAAUUAUAAAUCACUUCAAA
Molecule: messenger RNA, 2812 nt
Organism: Lingula anatina
Lineage: Eukaryota; Metazoa; Brachiopoda; Lingulata; Lingulida; Lingulidae
Product: cryptochrome-1
Biological process (GO): entrainment of circadian clock by photoperiod; circadian regulation of gene expression
Cellular component (GO): nucleus; cytoplasm
Molecular function (GO): FAD binding; deoxyribodipyrimidine photo-lyase activity; DNA binding
Source: RefSeq, a predicted model, not a curated record